GGGAAUGGCUGAGCCAUUACAAACAUUGAAUCUAUCUCCCCUUUUUCCAGAUUUGGAAAAAAACAUUGCUGGGGAGGAAUCCAAUGAAUUUACUAAUGAGCUGGUGUUUUUGAAGAAAAGAUCAAAGUUACCAUUUGCUCAACGAGAUGAAACUGCAUAGUUUCUUAGUAAAGUUCUUGCUGGUAACAUUUUGGCAUCAAAGUUACUAGCUGAAGUAGUUCAUUAGGAUGUUGUAUUUACAGACCCACUGGAUGCAGUAAAGGAGAUAAACAUUCCACAAGAUAUUAUGGGUAUCUGGGUGGAUACUAUAGAUUCCACUUCCCAGUAAAUAAAAGGUUCUGCAGAUGUCCAGCCAAAUCAAGGAGUUUUCCCAUCUGGGCUUCCAUGUGUAACUAUUUUAACUGGAGCAUAUGACAUACAAACUGGGAUGCCUUUGAUGUUAGUCAUCAAUCAACCAUUUGCAGCACAAGAUCCAAGGAGAGAGAGUAAACAUGUUGUGCUCAAUGCUUAUUCAGUCCUCACGCUAGCAAAAAAUCCUAUUGCAGUCAAUAGGAAGUUAGAGUACUUGGUACAAUGUAGAAGAGAUAUACCCAGGCUUCUGGGGCAGAGAGAAGAUUCCAUGUUCAAGUGGAACUGCUAUGCCCCGCAUGCAGUGUUGAGAUCCUUAGGAGGAGGAAUAGUAGACUUGAAAGAAUGCUUAAUGAGAAGACAAGAAAUAAUGCAUGAUGUGCCACAUUUACUAUAUAAUGUAAAAGUUUAAGGGGCCACUGAAACAGAAAAAUGGGCCAGUAAAGGUGGGGUUGCAGCUUACAGAUCUGAGAAACAUUUGGGAAGCUUUAAGUCUUUUGAUUUAAAAACCUCUGUUUGA
Emys orbicularis (European pond turtle) is the source of this 868-nucleotide messenger RNA. RefSeq names its product inositol polyphosphate-1-phosphatase (gene INPP1). Lineage: Eukaryota; Metazoa; Chordata; Testudines; Emydidae. Gene Ontology annotation, molecular function: inositol-1,4-bisphosphate 1-phosphatase activity. The record is from RefSeq and is a predicted model, not a curated record.